UAGGGAAGGGCUAUUGCUCUUGACAUAUCUAAAGCUUUCGAUAAAGUUUGGCAUGCUUAUCUUUUCCAUAUUUUUGCCUAAUUUGGUGUAUCUGGGAAAGUUUUUGAGAUCCUCAAACCAUGAAAAAUGUUUUAGUUAAAGAAGUUACUGUAUCACGCUUUACACUCUAAAGAUAGCAUAGAAAAAAAUUUAGCAGCAUAAUAAAACAGAUUGAGGUAACAAAAGUUCGAGUCACUUUACCGGGAACUAACUUUAUUUUAAAAAAUGUCUUUUGCGAAAUGGUCAAUAACAAAAUAAAAAGUCCAUGAAAAACCGUAAAAUGUCAACGAUAGUAAGCCAAUUCAUCUGAAAAACUAUGAAGGCCUUGUGCUUGUUAUUUAUAUUUUUUGACUGCACCUUAACUAAAUAUUUGUUAGGUAAAUAUAAAAUUAACAUUUUAAAAGAAGAACUCAAAGUUUUGCAAGAAGCUGGACGUCAAUUAAAAACUCAGAAGAACAUCGAAGAUGCUCAUACGCUAUUGUUUGGUAAAUAUGUUACAUUGCUAAAUCGUCCUUAUGCUUCUGAUACUAAAAUAUGGAAGGAAAGACUAAUUAUAUUUAAGGAAAGCUUGGCAAGACAUCAAUUAUUGAAUAACUAUGAAGUUUUAUAUAAUGGCACAGCUAAAUAUGGUAUCAAUCAAUAUUCAGAUUGGUCUCUUGAAGAGUUUAAAAAUUAUCGUCUUACUUCAAAUCUGGGAAUGUUUUCUGAUUUUUCUACUCCAAAGAUUUAUUUGAACAACGGAAAUGAAAUUUGUUCAAUACAAAAAAAGGCAUAUCCUAGUUCAAAAGAUUGGAUUGGAAUGUCAACAAAGAUUAAAGAUCAGAAAAAUUGUGGAAGUUGCUGGGCUUUUGUUGCAUCUGAGCAAGUGGAAACAUAUCUUGCAAUAGCUGGUAAGCCAAUUGUUGAAUUAAGUCCUCAAGAGCUAAUAUCUUGUUCACCAUCAAUGGGCUGCCAUGGUGGAAAUACUUGUACUGCACUAAGCUGGCUGAAGCAGACUCAUUCAUGUUUAAAAACAGAAAAAGAAUACCCUUAUGAAGCACAAGUAUCAAAAUGUCUUUAUUCUAAUUGCACAACUUCAGAUGCUAGAAUAUAUGCUGUCUGUGGCUGUCAAAGUUUUGUUGGUAAUGAAGAAUAUAUGAUUCGUGUAUUAUCACAGAAAGGUCCUUUAUCAGUUAAUGUUGAUGCUGUAUCAUGGCAAGAUUAUAUAGGAGGUAUUAUACAACAUCAUUGUACCAAUAAAGACAUUAAUCAUGCAGUACAAUUGAUUGGGUACAACUUGGAUGAUGGUUUAGUACCGUAUUUUGUUGUUCGCAAUCAAUGGGGUCCAUUAUUUGGCGAAGAUGGUUAUCUUCGAAUAAAAUAUGGCGGUGUUGCAGAGCAGUCUUCGUUUAUAGUUGUUUGAUCUAAGCCUUCGUUUAUUGUUGCUUGAUCUUUUCCCCUUACAGUUUUAUAAGUUUUAAAAGUUAUAUAUAUAUAUAUAUA
This is a messenger RNA of Hydra vulgaris (swiftwater hydra), 1521 nucleotides long. Its product is annotated as cathepsin O. Gene Ontology annotation, cellular component: lysosome. The record is from RefSeq and is a predicted model, not a curated record. Lineage: Eukaryota; Metazoa; Cnidaria; Hydrozoa; Anthoathecata; Hydridae. Gene Ontology annotation, molecular function: cysteine-type endopeptidase activity.